AUGAGAAGUUCGAACAUCACAUUCUUCUUGCUAAGUAUUGUGGCAACAGUCAGAAGCCAUGCAACUUUCCAGGAACUUUGGAUAAAUGGUGUUGAUCAAGUCGGAACCUGUGUUCGCUUGCCCCCUACCAAUAGUCCUGUCACCGAUCUGACAUCAACUGAUUUGCGAUGCAACGUCGGAGGUACAGUUGGAGUAUCUGGGGUCUGUUCAGUGGCAGCUGGAGGGAAUGUAACCGUAGAAAUGCAUCAACAACCAGGAGAUCGAGCAUGUGCCAAUGAAGCCAUCGGAGGCGCUCAUUAUGGACCGGUCAUUCUGUACAUGUCCAAGGUCUCAAAUGCGGCGAACAAUACUGGCUCUGGUUCAUGGUUUAAAGUAGACCAAGAGGGAUACGAUGUGUCUCGUCAGUGGUGGGGUUCGCAAACCCUAAACGCCAACUGUGGAAAACGAUCUUUCAUCAUUCCAUCAACACUAGCACCUGGUGACUACUUGCUGCGCGCAGAAGUCAUCGCUUUGCAUGUAGCAAGUUCUGUAGGAGGCGCUCAACUCUACUUGUCUUACUUUCAACUCCGUGUAACUAGGUCUGGCACAAAGAACCCCACUGGAGUAUUAUUCCCAGGGGCAUACUCGGCCACUGACCCGGGGAUUCUGAUCAAUAUCUACCAAACCAUAAACAAUUACACCAUACCCGGACCAACUACAGUCUUUACUAGCUAG
This is a messenger RNA of Botrytis porri, 714 nucleotides long. RefSeq lists its product as uncharacterized. Bases 1 to 714 code for a protein of 237 amino acids. The record is from RefSeq and is a predicted model, not a curated record. The transcript has 4 exons. NCBI's taxonomy places the organism in Eukaryota, Fungi, Ascomycota, Leotiomycetes, Helotiales, Sclerotiniaceae.